Messenger RNA from Thermothielavioides terrestris NRRL 8126, 3354 nucleotides. RefSeq lists its product as uncharacterized. Gene Ontology annotation, biological process: nuclear envelope organization. The record is from RefSeq and is a predicted model, not a curated record. Gene Ontology annotation, molecular function: protein-membrane adaptor activity. The transcript is spliced from 2 exons. NCBI's taxonomy places the organism in Eukaryota, Fungi, Ascomycota, Sordariomycetes, Sordariales, Chaetomiaceae. Gene Ontology annotation, cellular component: nuclear envelope; meiotic nuclear membrane microtubule tethering complex. Bases 1598 to 3118 code for a protein of 506 amino acids.
GAAGCCGUUUCGCGCGCAUCGCCAGUGAAGUGGCGUGUCGUCUGUGUUGUGUCCUCAUCAACUGCUGUUGUGGUUGGAAGUGGGAACCUCAGCAGGUGGUAAACUCUCACACCGGCCACGCUCUCACCGAAGCUCGCAGUCGCUCCCCGCGCAUUCGCAGGAGCCUACCGCCGACUCUUCGCAUUCAGCUGGCGCAAUACCAGUCAUGCCUCCGAGGCGUCGGGUCCGUGGGACCACAAGCCCUUCGCCCGCACCGCUUGCCAGGGCCUCCACUCCCACGCGCGAUUCCGUUAAUGGGCGACUUACUCCCGCGCGGGGUGUGCCAGUUAGGACGGAUGUCCCCGCCAAAUACAGCACGUCCUAUGGCUCGCCCAUGACUCAGCUGCCCGACCGCUCCACUGUUGGCGGCGGCGGGAACAUCACCAAAGCGGCGGCCGAGAUCUUUUCCAAGGUCAAAAAGGACAACUUGGCCGCUGAAGCGCGCCGUCACGCGAGGGCCGCAAGGGCUGCCUCGAGGGAUGUGUCUGGUUCUCCGGCGCCUCCCGCAAUUCGGCCCACCAUCGAGGCCGACCAUGAGCCAGAAGAGGUGGCGGAAUCCGAGGCGCAAAGCGAAAGCACAGAGGAGACGAGUGAUGGGGAGGGAAGCGAGUAUGAGGACGGCGUUCAACCCAGGACCAAACGAGCAACUCCCCAGAAAUCGCCCCAGAAAACAGCUCGCAAGAGAGCUCGCGAAGACGCAGAGGCUGAAGCCCGUGCCGAGCAAGAACGGAAGGAGAGGGACGCGCGGUUGAGACGAGAGCGCUCCGCGGAGGCUCGCAAGCAGAGGAACCAGAAGCUGGCUGAUGAUCAGGCCGCCGCACGGGAAAGGGCCGAGCAGGAACGUCAAAGGUACGAGGAGCAACGUCGCAUCGACCAAGCGGCGUGGCAAGAGUCGGCGAGGACAGCGAUGCCGCCGCCGCUUCCGCAUCCAGCGGCGCCUUUAGUUCCGCCCGAGAUUGUCAUGACCCCAGCCAGCGCCCACAUAGUGCCAGGGGACAUGAGCGUGUAUCGGCCCCCGUCCGCGCGCAGCUUCAUUGAGGAAGGGAAUCUCUUUGUUGAAGCCGAUAUCAAUACUCCAAGGCCUCCGCCGCCGAAGAGUUCGCGCCCAACUUUGCCUCCCGCACCCGCAGCACCCUCACGGCCCGCUCCAGCACCGGCAGCGAAGACAAAAGCCGCCACUGUCGCACCACCAGAGCCGGCCUCUCCCCCAAGUGUGCUCAAACGCCCUCCGAGACGUCCCGGCGGCACGACCCCGAGCCGUCGGCGGGACCUCCCGUCACGUCGCGAUCACCAGCCAGGAAACACCCAACAGUCAUUGGCCGUUACGGAGCCACCGAAGUCUGUUGAUGAGGACCAGCCGCCCCGAACGACCCCUCUUACUGAGCUCCAAACGACCCCUCUUACUGAGCUCCAAACGACCCCUCUUACUGAGCUUAUAGACUCGAACUUGGGAGAUAAGCUCCUCCAAACCCAACCGGCGGAUAGAAGUGACGCCUACCGGUGGCACUGGGGUCGCAUCUGGCAGACAUUGAACCCCUGGUCGGUUCUCAAGCUCAUGAUGGGCGUCUCUGUCAUGCUUCACGCCAUAAGGCUUGUCCACUUCCGCGCCCGGCCAGAUCUGUUUGAGGCGCCAGUUCUGACGCUGAAUUGGUACGGGUGGAAGGAUUGGACAAGCAACGUUGGGCAGUUCUUCCCUUCACCGUUCCUACAGCACCCGAUUGGCGUUCUCUCGCAGAAGCAGUAUGACGAUCUCAAAGCGUACCUUCAACAACGAACGACGACAACGGAGGCGGUGGUGGACAAUCUCAAAUCAGUCAUCCCAAAGGUUGUCUCAGUGCGGAAAGACAAAAGUGGAAAGAUCCUCAUUGCGGACGAGUUCUGGAACGCUCUGAAGGAGCGAAUCCAGAAGGAUGAUAGCAUCCUGUCCCUGGAUGGCAAAUCUCGCAUUUCCGAGCAGCACUGGAAAGCGAUACAGCAGCGCCUCAAGGAUGCCGGUUUGCUCGCCAAGCCGCUCUCAGCGGAUGAUGUGUCGCGUAUUGUGGACAACUCGGCGCCCAAGUCUUGGGAAAAUUGGCUCCAAAAGAAUGAGCGGAAAGUUGCCGAGAUGCUCCGCCAGACGCUCGGCAAAGACGCACCCAAGGGGACUAAAGGUGGCGACGAGACCGUGGUCUCGCGAAGGGAGUUCAUCCGUGAGCUGACCGAGCAGCUGGAGAAAAACAAGAACGACAUGUCCACCACGAUGGACAGCCUCCGCCACGAGCUUUACGGGCUUGUCCACGAGGUCAAAACAACAGCCCUGGCGGGGGGCAUGAGCGAAGCCGACAUCAAAAAGCUCAUUAAAGAAAUUGUCGACAAAGAGGUCGCCCGCCGCUACCUCGACACAGCGUCCAAAACGAGCACCGCCAGCAUCGACGCCGCCCUCCGCAGGCGCGUCAACCACUUCAGCCCGGGCAACGGCGCGCAAGCCGACAUCGCCCUCAGCUCUCCCGCCUUCAGACUCACCGCGCCCCGGAUCGGCUCCAAGGAGUGGCUCAAGAGCCUUCCCCGGCAGCCGCAGUUCCUCGGCGAGCCGCUGCACGCGCUCACGCCGUGGUCCGACCCGGGCCACUGCUGGUGCGCGGGCACGCGCAGCCACCCGGCGACGCUGGCGGUGCGGCUGCGGGCCUUCGUGGUGCCGCAGUACGUCGUGCUGGAGCACAUCGACCCGGGCGCGACGGCGGACCCGGGCGCCAUGCCGCGCGACGUCGAGGUCUGGGCCGUCUUCGACGAGCACGCCCGCCGCGAGCGCGUGCUCGACUGGAUGGCCGCGCGGUUCCCCGACGCCGUCGGCCACCCGCUGCUCGCCCAGGGCCUGGCCAAGAUCGGCCAGUUCACGUACGAGCACCGCCCCCAGGACGGCGGCGUCUUCGUGCACAAGCUCGCCGACGAGCUGCUCGACCAGCUCGGCGCCGCCACCGACCUGGUCAUGGUGCGCGCCGUCACCAACUAUGGCUCGGAGGACCAUACGUGUUUUUAUCGCGUCAGACUGUACGGCGAGCCGGUGGAGUUGGAGGCCGAGAGUAAGAGUAAACAGUGGUGAGAUGGGUAGGGGUGGUGUAAACAUGACAUGGAUGAGUGAGUGAGUUCCAGUUGGGGUGGGUGUUGGUUUCGGCGUUUGGGAAAGGGCGGGGUACGAACGAUACCACACCGUUCAGCAUCUGGCGUUAGAAUACUUUGCUAGCCUCGGGGUUUGCGGUUCUCGCUGUCGGCGGAGUUGUUUUUGGCGUUUCACGAAUAGUUACGCGAAGAGAUUGGAGUUCAGCGAUCACGACUGGC